Molecule: messenger RNA, 2100 nt
Organism: Mesorhabditis belari
Lineage: Eukaryota; Metazoa; Nematoda; Chromadorea; Rhabditida; Rhabditidae
Source: the annotation of a GenBank genome assembly
AUGCUGGCUGGCGGAUCGAAUGGACCCGAGGAUAUUCGAGCCGCGCUAUCACAAGCCGUCAAAGAUGCACAGAAUUUGUGGGAGGAGAAUAGAGAUCUACAGGGUCGAUUCGUGAAUGAUCUUGGCGAGCUGCAGAGAAUCCAAAUGGCCAUCGGACAACUCGAAUCCGAACAAAGAUCCGAUCAGUUACAACAGGCUCGCCAAUCGAUGCAAGAAAUGCAGCGUCGUGCCUCACAACUCUACGAGAUGCUCAUCGAUCGACGCGCCCAGCUUACGACUCGUUUAAAUAAUGGGCUACAAUUUGUGGCCAUGUUGCAAAACUCCUUGAUCAGCGAGCGCUUGUUCAACUGGAAAAACCAACAAAAGCUGGCCCAAGUCGGCUUCCCGUUUGAGAAUCGAGAUCAAUGCUUGGAUGAGAUACAGAAAGAAUUUGAAUUUCUCGCCGAACAAAAUUGGCAACUACGAACCUUCGCUUGCUAUCAACACGACUUCGUUAAGCGCGGUCCACAACUAAACGACAACAAUGCACAAACGUGUGCCCAGAAUAUCUCAGCAAUCAUGGAUCAAUUGUCGAAACUGUUAUGCAUGCUCGUCUCGCAAUCUUUCGUGGUCACCGUUCAACCGGAUCCCGUGCUCAAAACACAGCACAAAUUUGGAACUGAGGUCCGUUUACUGAUCGGCGAUACCCUGGGCAUUCGUCAAAAUCUGGUGAACACGAAUGUCACCGUGAAAAUCAUUGCCGAAGAAGACGCGAAACUUCUCUCAACUGGGCAACUUUCUGAAAAAGACAUAAAAACCGUUGGCUCGAUCUCGAACGAUUUCGAGAAAAUGAUGAUGGAUGAAAAAGGGCAUAUGGCUGCGAAAUUCAACAAUUCGAAACUCACACGCAUCGCCCAUCGAAAGCAACCUCCAAGAAGUGCGGCUGAGCAGAGGAACAAUCCCACUUCGGCAGCCACCGAUCAGAAAUACGCUCUUCUCUUUCACAUCAGUCCAUUCCAACUGGGAAAUCUUGGAAAGUUUGAUGUGUGGACAAUGUCCCUACCCUUAAUGGUCACCGUUCAUGGGUCACAAGAUUGCGAUGCACAAGGGGCAAUCCUUUGGCAGAGAGCUUUCAGCACUGUGAACCGUGCCCAAAGCGGUUGCGACAUUCAGCACGUCGCCUGGCAAGAGCUGGGUGAAGUCAUUCGAUACAAGUUCUCACUAUUCACAGGUGCUCGUCGUCCUCUCUCCGAUUCUGAUCUCAACUAUUUAUACGAGAAAUUCUUCGUUCCCAACGCGCAAGACAUCAAACCAAUAACGUUCAAUCGUUUUGCAAAAGAAAGACUCCGCGAUGAUGUGAAUUUCUCAUUCUGGGAAUGGCUAUUCUCGAUCAUGCAGCUCAUCAAACAAAAGUUACUCAAAUUUUGGGAUGAAGGUUGGUGCAUAGGAUUCAUCUCGAAGCAGGGAGCUUCUGACGCGAUGCACUCUUCACCUGAGCCAACUUUCCUGCUUCGCUUUUCUGACACUCAAACCGGAGCUGUGAGCAUCGGUUUUGUAUGUGAUGGAGUUCCGUUCCAUCUCGCUCCAUUCUCGAUCAAAGAUCUCGAACAACUUUCUCUUGCACAACGAAUCGUUUCAUGUCCUCAAUUGAAGGAUAUACGAUACCUUUUUGGCAAAAACGGGAACGUGGACAAAGAAGAGAUGUUGAAAUAUUUCGAGUCUGAAGAAAGACAUAAAGCUGGCGGUGACAGUCCAACAACAGGCUAUAUUCUAUCGGAGAUCAUCAUGGUUGCGAACACGUCUGGGCGCUACCCAAACUCGUUUGGCACCGAUUCCCCGUCUCCACUCUCAGCUCAUUCACGGCUUGAUUGGUCUCCCGGUGAAGUGAUUCAACCACUAAACUCGAUGGAAAUCUCCGAUUACCCGAUGGCUCCGUUUGAUGGAAGGGAGGGAGGGAUCGAGGCUUUAUUAGGCGGUGGUUUCCAGGCUCGUUUACCCGAUCAACCUCUGCAACCGAUUGAUCUCUCGAUUUUUGAGACUUUCCAGAAUCAGCAAAAUUUUCAUGCGGUCGCAAACCCCCCGCCCCAUCAAUAUCCUUACCAUGAACAUCGUCAAUAUCAA